CUUUCUCUCUUCCUUAAGUACAACCAGCAACCAACAUUAUGACUAUCGAAAAUAAACAUGCAGAAGCCGCUUAUGCUGCUUUAACUCGUUUGAAAGAACUUGCUUGCACUUUAGAUGAUUGGGAAUUCAGUCAAGAGAAGAAUGGCGUUAGGCUAUACAGCAAGGCUGAUGAGUCCAGUCCUAUACCUAUCGUUCGAGGUGAUGUUGUACUUCAAGGGCAUGAGUUUACUGCUCAACAAGUUGCUGCUGUUGCAACCUUACCAGGUUGUAGAAGAGUCUGGGAUGAAAAAUAUGAUGGUUCUGAAGUCAAGGAAAUUUACAAAGCACGAGAUGGCAUUCUGGAGGCUUUAUUCUGGUCCAAAAUCAAAACACCUUGGCCAAUCAGCCCUCGCGAUAUCUCAGCUACCUCACUACGAGACACCAGUAAUGAAAACGAGUGCUAUGUCGUGAUGACAUCUGUAGAAGACGAACAAAUACCUCCUGUUUCUGGUUCUGUGAGAGCUAAUUUGAUGAUUUCUGGUUGGAAGAUAAUCAAAACAGAGACAGGUAUUGCGAUCAGUUAUAUUACUCAGGUGGACUUGGCUGGCUCUAUUCCCACAACAUUUUUAAAAGGUGUUCAGCAGCAAGUGCCACUCUGUGCUGGCGCUGUGGUAAACUAUAUCCAAGAAAAUGGCUUUCCACCUAUUACAUCUGGCUGUACGGGUAUUUUCAAAUCGGAAAAUUUCAAUCACGAGGAAAGGAAACAGAUUGUCAACCUCGACGGCACAGGCGAAUGUAAAUGGUUAAUUUCCAACAAAAUGUAUCCUAAUGGGGUUAAAAUAUCUGUUGUUGGCAGCGGAGGUAAUGCUAUAGAAAGCAUUGUGGACGGUGAGAAUGGCAAUAAGAUAGCUAUUGUAUCUGGCAUUAACGGUCCUACAACUAUUACUAUUGAUCAAGCCUAAAAAUCAUGAUUUAGAAAUGUAAAAUCACCAUACUGAAUAAUCGUGUACAAAAUGCAACUAUAUUACACGUUGAUUGUUUAUUGUUUUAAUAAUUCCUGUUUUCUGUGAAUUAACUUCAAUAAAAUUUCUGCUUCGAACAUUGUUAGCAACAGCUUAAAAUAUUCAAUGGUAAUGGACGGGUACUGUACUGUCUAUAGACUAGCAGCGAGUUUUUUUGUUUUGUUUUUUUU
Mycotypha africana is the source of this 1171-nucleotide messenger RNA. RefSeq lists its product as uncharacterized. NCBI's taxonomy places the organism in Eukaryota, Fungi, Mucoromycota, Mucoromycetes, Mucorales, Mycotyphaceae. Bases 39 to 941 code for a protein of 300 amino acids. The record is from RefSeq and is a predicted model, not a curated record. Gene Ontology annotation, molecular function: lipid binding. The transcript is spliced from 2 exons.